Molecule: messenger RNA, 1440 nt
Organism: Pipistrellus nathusii (Nathusius's pipistrelle)
Lineage: Eukaryota; Metazoa; Chordata; Mammalia; Chiroptera; Vespertilionidae
Source: the annotation of a GenBank genome assembly
AUGGGUGCAUUUUUGGAUAAACCCAAAACUGAGAAACAUAAUGCUCAUGGUGCUGGGAAUGGUUUACGUUAUGGCCUGAGCAGCAUGCAAGGAUGGAGAGUGGAAAUGGAAGAUGCACACACAGCUGUUGUAGGUAUUCCUCACGGCUUGGAAGACUGGUCAUUUUUUGCAGUUUAUGAUGGUCAUGCUGGAUCCCGAGUGGCAAAUUACUGCUCAACACAUUUAUUAGAACACAUCACUAAUAAUGAAGACUUCAAGGCAGCUGCAAAAUCAGGAUUUUCUCAUGAGCCUACAGUGGAAAGUGUCAAGAAUGGUAUCAGAACUGGCUUUUUGAAAAUUGAUGAAUUCAUGCGUAACUUUUCAGACCUCAGAAAUGGAAUGGACAGGAGUGGUUCAACUGCAGUGGGAGUUAUGAUUUCACCGAAGCAUGUCUACUUUAUCAACUGUGGUGAUUCACGUGCUGUUCUGUGUAGGAAUGGACAAGUCUGCUUUUCCACCCAGGAUCACAAGCCUUCCAAUCCAAGGGAGAAGGAGCGUAUCCAAAACGCAGGAGGCAGCGUAAUGAUACAGCGUGUUAAUGGUUCAUUAGCAGUGUCUCGUGCUUUGGGGGACUAUGAUUACAAGUGUGUUGAUGGCAAGGGCCCAACAGAACAACUAGUUUCUCCAGAGCCUGAGGUUUAUGAACUUUUAAGAGGAGAAGAUGAUGAAUUUAUCGUUUUGGCUUGUGAUGGGAUCUGGGAUGUUAUGAGUAACGAGGAGCUCUGUGAUUAUGUUAAAUCUAGGCUUGAGAUAUCUGAUGACCUGGAAAAUGUUUGCAAUUGGGUAGUGGACACUUGUUUACAUAAGGGAAGUCGCGAUAACAUGAGUAUUGUACUAGUUUGCUUUCCAAAUGCCCCCAAGGUCUCAGAUGAAGCAGUGAGAAAAGAUGCAGAGUUGGAUAAGUACUUGGAAUCACGGGUUGAAGAAAUUAUGGAGAAGUUUCGUGAGGAUGAAAUGCCUGAUCUUGCCCAGGUCAUUCGCAUCUUGUCUGCAGAAAAUAUCCCAAAUUUGCCUCCUGGGGGAGGUCUUGCUGGCAAGCGCAAUAUUAUUGAAGCUGUUUAUAGUAAGCUGAAUCCACAUAGAGAAAAUGAAGCGGCCUCCGAUGAUGCAGAGGAGAGUGGAUCACAGGGAAAAUUGGUGGAAGCUCUCAGGCAAAUGAGAAUUAAUCAUAGGGGAAACUACCGACAACUUCUGGAGGAGAUGCUGUCUAGUUACAGGCUAGCUAAAGUAGAGGGAGAAGACAGCCCUGCUGAACCAGCUGCUGCAGCUACUUCCUCGAACAUUGAUGCUGGAAACCCAGUGACAAUGCAGGAAAGCCAUACUGAAUCAGAAAGUGAUCUUGCUGACUUAGACAGCUGUAAUGAAGAUGCAGGGACAAACAUGGGUGAUGAAAAAGUAUGA